AUGGCCACUCCAGCUCAACCUGUUAUUCUUGUUACUGGUGCAACAGGAACUAUUGGAAAAGAACUUGUCAAAUCUUUGAGUCAGAAUUAUGCCACUCCCACUACUCCUGUCACUGUUCGACUUUUUGUACGGGAUGAAAACAAAGCCAAACAACUCUUUGAGUCUCUUCAAAGCUCUCACUUUCAUUUGGAAUAUGUUGUUGGAGAUCUCACUCAACUCUCUUCAGUGACAGUCACCAACUCGGCAUUGUUUGAACAUGUUGAGAGAAUCUUUCUUCUCACUCCUGAUCAUCCCUCUCAAGCUCAAAUUGAGAGUGAAUUCAUUCGUGUGGCUCUUCAAUAUGGUGCUUCGAGCUUGAAACAAUUGAUUCGACUUUCAGGUUUGGGUUCCUCUGGUGAUGCUGAUGCCAAUACUUUUUUACGUUUUCAUAAUGAUGCUGAGAGAGUCGUUCAGAAAUUAAUCCGCAAGCAUAACAACAAGCACUCCAAUCAUCCAAUUACAUUCAUCAUUCUGAGAGCCAAUCUUUUCAUUCAGAACUUGAUCAAUUUGGGUGAUGCUGAAACUAUUCGUUCUCAAGGAGUGUUUUAUCGACCCAAAGGUAUUCGUGGAGAACCUUAUUUCAUUUCUCAUGUUGAUGUGAGAGAUAUUGCCGACUUGGCAGCCCAUUUCUUGAGUGAGCCUGUUGAGAAAUAUUCUCCUCUCUAUACUCAUACUUAUAAUGUCACAGGUCCUGAUUCACUCUCUUAUGAAGAGUUAGCUCAAUUGAUCACAAAAGUGGUUGGAAAGGAGGUGAAAGUGGUCGAGAUGGAAGAAGCUGAAUAUGCCUCAUUAUUACAACAAGUUCCAGAGUUACCUUCGUUCAUGGUAUUGGCCAUGGUCAAGUUGUUUCAAUUCUACAAGUUGAAUGGUGUUUCUGCCAAUGUUCAUGGCGAUUUCAAAAUUGUAACUGGAAAGAACUCGAGAAGUGUUGAGGACUUUUUGAAGGAAUUUAAAAAUGCAUUCCUAUAA
Molecule: messenger RNA, 1008 nt
Organism: Naegleria lovaniensis
Lineage: Eukaryota; Heterolobosea; Eutetramitea; Acrasida; Naegleriidae
Exons: 1
Coding region: 1-1008 (335 amino acids)
Source: RefSeq, a predicted model, not a curated record